This is a messenger RNA of Eruca vesicaria subsp. sativa (arugula), 168 nucleotides long. The record is from the annotation of a GenBank genome assembly. Lineage: Eukaryota; Viridiplantae; Streptophyta; Magnoliopsida; Brassicales; Brassicaceae.
AUGGCCAAAAAAACAUGGCAAGUAAAAGAAAUGUUUGAAGGAGAAAGAGACGAAGAGGGAGAAGAUAGUGAGGAGACGGAGGAAGAUAGAGAGAACGUGGAUGAUGGAUGGAGGUUUGGGGGAAACAAUGAAGAGGAAGACGAUGAAGAGACCGAGGAUGAAGACUAG